Messenger RNA from Papaver somniferum (opium poppy), 702 nucleotides. RefSeq names its product protein FAR1-RELATED SEQUENCE 5-like. The transcript has a single exon. NCBI's taxonomy places the organism in Eukaryota, Viridiplantae, Streptophyta, Magnoliopsida, Ranunculales, Papaveraceae. The record is from RefSeq and is a predicted model, not a curated record. Gene Ontology annotation, biological process: regulation of DNA-templated transcription. The coding region runs from base 1 to 702 and encodes 233 amino acids.
AUGCCAUUUGCUCCAUUUACAGGGGUGAAUCACCACUAUCAAACCAUACAGUUUGGAUGUGCACUUUUACAGGACGAGACCAAAGUCACAUUUGCGUGGUUGUUUAGUAUUUGGCUUGAAGCUAUGAGAGGAAAACAUCCAUGUGCUAUUAUAACCGACCAAGACGAUGCCAUGGAUUUUGCUGUAAAGAAGGUAUUCCCGAACACUCGUCAUCGUUUAUGUCUCUGGCAUAUAAAAAAGAAAUUCGGAGAUAAAUUAUCUCAUGUUUACCUGAAAAAGUCAAAAUUUAAAAAAGAUUUGAAAAAAUGUCUCCAUCGUACCUACAAAAUCAAAGAUUUUGAAGAGAAGUGGAACAUCAUGAUAAAAGAGUUUGGCUUAAGUAACAAUGAUUGGCUAAAAACUUUAUAUGAGAUUCGUGAGUCAUGGGUUCCUGUAUAUCAUCGUGGAACUUUUUAUGCUGGGAUGAAUAUUACUGGUCGUAGUGAAGGGGUGAAUGCAUUUUUUAAUGAAUUUGUCUCGUCAAAGACAAAUCUUAAAGAAUUUGCGAUUAGGUACGAUCAAGCACUAAAAAAAAUUGUUGACAAAGAAAUUGAAGAAGAUUACGUGUUGGAGCAUACAAAGCGAAUUAUUGACGAAAGGAACUUAAUAUUAAAGCAUGCUGCUGAAAUAUACACUCGGAAUAUGUUUGGGAAGUUUCAUUAA